GCUUUCAGCUAACAGCUGAGUAGUGUUGUGAGUGUUCUGCGGUUUUAUUAAUUUAACAUUGUCAUGCUAACUUGACUUGGAAAGAGUUUGUGCUUUUAGGGAAACUUAUUCCCUGACAUUUAACUUUUCAUCAUUCAGGUUGACUGAUGUUGACCUCCAAUCAAAGAUUGGAGACUGUGUGUGUGUGGGCAUGCCUUUGUGUGUCGCUACCAAAGAGCACUGAGUAAACAAAAGUCAGCAAGCGUUCUGUUUCUCAGGUUCAGUGUUAAAAUGGUCCAUGCUGCCUAUGCUGUGUUGAGCCUUGCACCCUUGUUGGUGCUUGGUGUUCCUCCCAUCGGGACUCAGCCGGAGCAGGUGCACCUUUCUUAUCCAGGAGCGCCAGGUUCCAUGGUAGUGACCUGGACCACCUUCAAUAAGACGGAGAGCAAGGUGGAGUACGGCCUUCUGGGGGGUCGGCUCUUUGAGAUGACAGUCGGAGGCAACAGCACUCUGUUUGUUGACUCAGGAGAGGAGAAGAGAAAGAUGUACAUCCACAGAGUCACUCUCACUGGCCUCAAACCUGCUGCCGUCUAUGUGUACCACUGUGGCAGUGACGAGGGCUGGAGUGAUGUGUUCUUCUUCAUCGCCCUGAACGACAGCACUAGUUUCAGUCCCAGGUUUGCUCUGUACGGUGACAUGGGCAACGAGAACCCUCAGUCUCUGGCUCGACUUCAAAAGGAAACGCAGCUUGGCAUGUAUGAUGUCAUCCUGCACAUAGGGGACUUUGCCUAUGAUAUGCAUGAGGAUAACGCCAGGAUCGGGGACGAGUUCAUGAGGCAGAUCCAGUCCAUAGCCGCCUACGUGCCUUACAUGACCUGCCCAGGCAACCAUGAAGCUUCAUACAACUUCUCCAACUACAGGAAUCGCUUCAGUAUGCCCGGCCAGACUGAGGGCUUAUGGUACAGCUGGAACCUGGGGGCAGCACACAUAAUCUCCUUCUCCACUGAGGUUUAUUUCUAUCUUGAGUUUGGCUUGGAGCUCCUCUUCAAGCAGUACGAGUGGCUGAAGAAAGACCUGGAGGACGCCAACAAGCCAGAAAACAGAGCUGCACGUCCAUGGAUCAUCACAAUGGGACACCGGCCGAUGUACUGCUCCGAUGAUGACCAGGAUGACUGCACCAAGUUUGAUUCCUAUGUCAGACUGGGUCGGAAUGACACCAAACCGCCAGCUCCUGGGCUCGAGGAUCUAUUUUACCGCUACGGAGUGGAUCUGGAGCUGUGGGCACAUGAACACACGUAUGAGAGGCUGUGGCCUGUCUAUGGUGACAAGGUGUACAACGGCAGCAAAGAGCAGCCGUAUCGGAACCCAAAAGCUCCAGUUCACAUCAUCACAGGCUCUGCUGGCUGCAGAGAGAGGACUGACAGGUUCAAUCCAAACCCUAAAGACUGGAGCGCCUUCCGCAGCACGGACUACGGCUACACCCGCAUGCAAGUGGUCAACGCGACUCAUCUUUACAUGGAGCAGGUCUCCGAUGACCAGUAUGGUAAGGUCAUUGACAGCAUAUGGGUGGUGAAGGAACAGCAUGGCUGCUCUGCCUGGUUUUGAAGACUGUCCUCCCUAAAUUACACUCUUCAGCUCAGGGAAUGCACUUUGAACUGUGAACAAGCACCAAUUACAUCGUGGUUAUAAAAGAUAUUCAAUCCCUCGUGGUCCUACCGCUCUAUCUUCCACAUAGGGGCUGCGGGUCACUGGAGCCAAUCCCAGCUGACACAGGGCAAAAGGGGUGGGUACACC
Molecule: messenger RNA, 1773 nt
Organism: Solea senegalensis (Senegalese sole)
Lineage: Eukaryota; Metazoa; Chordata; Actinopteri; Pleuronectiformes; Soleidae
Gene: acp7
Product: acid phosphatase 7, tartrate resistant (putative)
Exons: 15
Coding region: 271-1584 (437 amino acids)
Molecular function (GO): acid phosphatase activity; metal ion binding
Source: RefSeq, a predicted model, not a curated record